UUUUGCCACGCAUCUUUCCGCUGCUGCGAUGAACAAGGGUGAAUCGGACGAUGUGUCGUGCAGCGCGUCUGCGUCUGCUGCGCCUGUCGCCGCCCCGCGAUCGGGAGGCAUGUCUGUUCGAGGGACCAAUCCUCGCGAAACCCACCACGAAGUCUUUGGUGAUGGAAACCUGAACACGGUCAUGCUCGUGCUUAUCCUUGUCCACUUGAUGCAGUACUUGAUGCGUCCUCCUUGUACAUGUUAAUCCAUGUCGUUACUCCAGCAAUAUCUAAAAGCACUUGCGGUCGAUGAUGCUCUCGUGGUAUUCUUCCCACUCUUGACGCGUGA
This is a messenger RNA of Aphanomyces invadans, 327 nucleotides long. RefSeq lists its product as hypothetical. Bases 29 to 244 code for a protein of 71 amino acids. The record is from RefSeq and is a predicted model, not a curated record. Lineage: Eukaryota; Oomycota; Saprolegniomycetes; Saprolegniales; Verrucalvaceae. The transcript has 2 exons.